Messenger RNA from Fragaria vesca subsp. vesca, 1746 nucleotides. Its product is annotated as probable WRKY transcription factor 32-like. The transcript has 5 exons. Lineage: Eukaryota; Viridiplantae; Streptophyta; Magnoliopsida; Rosales; Rosaceae. Gene Ontology annotation, molecular function: sequence-specific DNA binding; DNA-binding transcription factor activity. The coding region runs from base 48 to 1451 and encodes 467 amino acids. The record is from RefSeq and is a predicted model, not a curated record. Gene Ontology annotation, biological process: regulation of DNA-templated transcription.
GCAAAAAACUUUACUCUUUUAAUUUCUCUCUGCUCACUGUUAAUUACAUGGCUGAGAGCCUCGAAGCUAAAAUCGAGAAAGAUGAAGAAAAGCAAGGGUUAGAAACCCUAGCGGUGCCUCAGUUAGCUGAGAACGAUCAGUAUAGAGGUGUCGGGGUUAAGUCUGCGGCGGAGGGGAUUGGUGACGCUUUAAUUCAGGAGCAAAUUGGGAUAAGCCACCAGCAAGUUCUGGCAAGUGCAUCAUACCAGCAUUCUCAGGGUCAGACACAAAACCUGCAACAGUCGAUUUCUUGUCCAACUUCUUUGUCAGAACUGUCACCAACUUCUGUUACUCAAUCCAUUUCACCUGCUCCAAGCCCAGUUCUUCCAGAACAAAGACCGUCAUUGCAGAAGGUCAAUGGUUUAUGUACGCUUGAGGAGGACAAACAACUUUCUUCUGACUUUAAGUAUAUAUCGCCUGUUCCUUUUGUGAAAACAUCCGCUGCGGAUGGUUACAACUGGCGAAAGUAUGGCCAGAAGCAAGUGAAGAGUCCUCCAGGUUCUCGAAGUUAUUACAGGUGCACCUUUUCCGAAUGUUCUGUCAAAAAGAUUGAAUCCUGCGAUAUUUCCGGCCAUUUAAUCGAAAUUGUUUACAAAAGCCAACACACUCAUGAUCCCCCUCGGAGGAGUAACUGCACAAGGGAAAUCAAGGUUGCAUCUUCUGCUGAGUGUGUAGGCAAUAAUGCUGUAGAAUAUCCCUGCACAAUAACGAAUGAUUCAGAGCUGUCCACGACUUCAAAAGAACCUAUACAAGAAAACCCAGUUCCUGAAAGAAAACGACAGAGCUCAAGUGACUCUGAUGGUAAUGGUGAUGUUAUGAUGAAUGAGGAGCAUAUCAAUGAUCCUGAAGCCAAGAAAAGAUUGAAGAAAAGCAACUCAGAAUAUUCAGAUUCUCUCUUGAAAGCUGGCAAGAAGCCUAAGUUUGUAGUGCAUGCAGCAGGGGAUGUGGGAAUAUCCGGUGAUGGAUAUAGAUGGCGCAAGUAUGGGCAGAAGAUGGUGAAGGGAAACCCUCAUCCCAGGAACUACUAUAGAUGCACUUCUGCUGGAUGCCCUGUGCGGAAACACAUUGAAACAGCCUUGGAUAACACAAGUGGUGUCAUAAUAACAUACAAGGGCAUACAUGAUCAUGACAUGCCUGUUCCAAAGAAGCGGCAUGGCGCUCCCAGUGCUCCUCUUGUGGCCGCGGCUGCUCCGGCUUCCAUGAACAAUUUGCAGAUUAUGCAAACUGAUACAGGAGAACAACAGUCUUCAACCCAGCGGUCAGUGGAGAAGGGAUCACACCAAGCUUCGACACAGUGGUCAGUAGACAAGGGAGGAGAAUUGACCGGUGAGACCUUAGAACUUGGAGGCGAAAAGGCAAUGGAAUCAGCUCGAACUCUUUUGAGCAUUGGAUUUGAAAUCAAGCCCUGUUGAAUGUUCUUUUGCUGCCCAUGGACUGGUCAGAACUCAAGAAGAUCAAUCAGCCUUUCUUAGAAAAAGAAAACAAGCAGUUGUAUUUAUGUUAAGAUUAAGAAUCACAUUGGCAGGGUUUUUUAACUUUUUUUUUUUUUUCCCCUUCACCUUUCUGCUGUUGUUUAUAGUGCGCAGUUGUGUAUAUUUAGUAUUGUAUGUGCUGGAAUCUUGUUUUAGUAGGCUAAAUGGUAAUGAAAAGCUAAAGAGAUGAGAGGUAUCUUUCCUGCUUUAAAAUUUUACAGUUUUGAAAGCUAAA